AUGCAUUUACUGACAACCCUGUGGUCCCUGCAGAAGUUGCAGAAUGCACGUAGCCCAGGCAGUUAUCCUUCUUUGUCUUCCCUGAAACCGUUUGCACGGCUACGGCUAGCAACACUUCGAACCCUUGAGCCGUCCAUCCUCUCUGUCCGCUGCUUGCAUACAGAAGCACUCCAAUCAAGCCCCCCUCCCAGUGAUGAUGGCAUUCAUUGGAAUCCAUUAGACCACCCAAAGACAGGACUCAGAAAUGAAACACCGGAAGCAUGGACGGAACAAGAGGAAAGCCUCCCGUUCGAACAACAACAACAACAACCAGAUGGUGCGGAAAAUAAUGGCCUGACGAAGGCCGCUCUCGGACAAACAUAUACCGUACAGGAGUCAAGACUUUUCAACUUGAAAUUGCCUCCAGUAAACCUUCAAUCAUCCAUAGAGACAUUAAAACUAGCACGAGGGCUUGGUCUGCCGGAAGAUGAACUUGUUCUUGAUCCGUACGAUCGGGCUCCUCCAGAAGGACAGCCCCGAUCUGGAAAGGGCCGGCGCAGAGAAUUAGCACCUGCUAUUCGAAUGCGAUUGGCCUUCUUGCAAAAAACAUCGCUGCCUCAUAUGAAGGAGAUGGCCGCUAGAAGAGCAAAGCUUCCCAUCGCUGCGCAUGAUCAGAUCGUGGGCGAGAAGUCCCUCAUCAACACCAUCAAUUGCUCCGAUGUAACAGUCGUUUUGGCCAAAACGGGCUCUGGCAAAACAACUCAAGUGCCUCAGAUAAUUCUUGAAAAUGCUAUCCUUAGAAAUCAAGGUCCGGACACGACCAUUCUCUGUGCCGAACCACGACGAAUCGCAGCCACUUCUACCGCCCGUCGCAUUGCUUACGAGCGAGACGAAGCCCUUGGCCAGUCAGUUGGCUACCAGAUUCGCAACGAGCUUAAACUUCCCAACGAGCGCGGGUCCAUCACAUUGUGUACUACGGGGAUCCUCCUACAUCGCUUGUUGACCCGGGGCUGGCCAUUCCUACAACGGUAUUCCCAUAUCAUACUUGACGAAGUCCAUGAGCGUGAUGCCCAGCUUGAUUUGGUCUUGUCUCUCAUACGAAGACAUAUCCAAACUCUCAAGGAGUGCGGACUUGAUUAUCCAAAGAUCAUUCUCAUGAGUGCCACGAUUGAUCCAAGCUCUUUCUUGAACUAUUUCGUCCGUUCAUCCGAACCAGGCACCCUGACGGCCUGCUCUUUCGAGGUUGGGGGCAGUGGCCAUCCUGUCAAUACCCUUUAUCUGCCAGAAAUUUUGAAUGAGCUCGCUGUGGGCAAGGAUCUGCAUCCUACGAUGCAAGCUCUGCUCCAGGGGAAGACCGCCAAAUCUAGUGCUGAUUACAUCAAGAACGAAUUAAUUUAUGGAGCCUUGCACCAAGGAACUGGGCAGGAAGCCAACUCUGAAGAUGCAAACGUCGGCGAGACUUGCUCUGUGACAGCCUUUGAUGCCAGCACAACUUCAUCCGUAUCUACACCCAGUAGCCACUACCUAGGCUUGGUAACGGCGGUGAUCGCACAUCUAGCGUCGACGAAGCCUGAAGGCGAUGUGCUAGUCUUUUUACCUGGCAAGCUAGACAUCGACACCAUUUAUGACCUUCUAAGAGAUAUGAAACCUAUGGGUAUUGACUUCGAAGAUGAGAGGAGAUUUAGAAUCUUCAAGCUACACUCGGCAUUCCGAGAUACAAAUGACAAUGUCUUCACAAGAGUUCCCAUCGGUUGCCGAAGGAUUGUGCUGGCGACGAACAUUGCCGAGACUUCAAUCACGUUGCCCGAAGUGGUCUACGUCGUGGAUGCUGGAAAGAUGAGGAAUAGCAUCUACGAUCCACUGACUUUCAAGCGAAGCCUACCUUACGAAUGGAUUAGCAAGACGAGCAUGAUCCAGCGCCGUGGACGGGCAGGGCGGGUUUCACCGGGAAACUAUUAUGCACUUUUCACAGAGGAACGUUGUCGCACGUUCAGGCCGAUGGCGCGUCCCAAGAUAACUGUAUCUAAUCUUGCUGAUGUUGUUCUGCUUUUGGCUGCACAUCCAAACCACGGCGAUGCCGGCGACUCUUCCAGCCCCAGAGAAUUCUUGCGAGGCAUGAUCGAUCCACCGAGUGAAGAUGCUAUUGACUCGGCGUAUAGAGACUUGCAGAGUCUGAGUGCACUCGACAGUGAUGGCAAUAUAACUCGGGUUGGUGCAUUCCUUGCAGACAUGAACGUACACGCCGCAUCUGCAAAGGGAGUCUUGCUUGGGACUGUUUUCGGUUGCCUUGAACCUAUGGUCAUUCUCGCUUGCCACGAUUUCAACAACCCUCUGAUCCACAACGCUGAACUCAGCAUCGGUCAAGUACGAGAGUCCAAGCGUCACUUCGACCGUGAUUCAGAAAGUGACCUCUCUAUUCUCAUCGACGCUUUUCGACAGUAUCAUGCCGCUUCCCAAGCCGGCGACGAACUUCUCAUGAGUCAGCUUAGCGAAGAACGAUGCAUCAAGCACAGUGCCUAUGCAGAAAUGAUGCUGACAAGUCAAGCCGUCCAUCAGACGUUGGCUAAAUAUGGCAUGGUUGAUCCACCAGCAGAGGGCCAGACGAUUUUCGAAGCCAUUCCAAAAUUCCUCAACUAUAACUCUGACAAUAUGGUCCUUGUGAAAGCUCUCGCAGUGAACACUGUCACUGCGGAAUUGGCCGCUUGGGAUGCCACCGUCAAGAAAUGGACUUUGGAUAUCCAGAACAACGGCUACCCUUCCAGAGCCAGCAUCCUUCACGAAAAGACCAGGUCAGUCCGUCGGACCAGGCGCAAGUAUAGAACUGACGGUCGUCUAAUUGCGUAUGCAUGGAAGAGCAGCAACGACGACGUGAGCGACGGAGCAGUGUGGCUCGAGAACAAUUCCAUGGUCACACCACUGAUGCUGACUCUUUUCAGCCGCAGCGCGAGACUGGAAUCGCCUCAGACCAUCAAAUUCAAUGACUGGUUGAGGAUUGAGACUCGAGUUGAUGGCGUUGACGACGUAUUUGCAGCUCAAAGUGCACGAAUCGUUAUGGAGGCUAGAAAGAUGCUUGACCGGUUCCUCAACUGGACGUGGACUCGGAUCUUGCCCAAUGACGAGGCUGGGUUUGAGGCUGCGGCGAAGAACGUCAAAGCACACUUUGAUUCCAGCGCGACCACUUGUACAAUCGUCAAAGCGAUUACUGAAAUGCUCCGUUCAGACAAUGACUUUUGGCAAGCGUAUAGAGCAGAGCGUCGAGCAGACAUAGAGGCAGAAGAAGCGGCUCGUGCAGAACAGGCGCUGAUGCUUGCUGAGGAACGUGCUGAGGACAUGGAAUCUGUAUCCAACAGAUUUUUAUUGGCUCCAUAUGUCGGUGAGGACGUGGAGCUUAGGGCGGAGGAAAGGAAAGAGGAGGAAGAAGAAGAAGAAGAAGACGACCAGGAAGACGAGGAUGAUGGCCGUGGUGGUGAUGAUAGUGACAUGUCGCGCUAA
Molecule: messenger RNA, 3471 nt
Organism: Exophiala spinifera
Lineage: Eukaryota; Fungi; Ascomycota; Eurotiomycetes; Chaetothyriales; Herpotrichiellaceae
Exons: 2
Coding region: 1-3471 (1156 amino acids)
Cellular component (GO): nucleus; intracellular anatomical structure
Molecular function (GO): ATP binding; RNA binding
Source: RefSeq, a predicted model, not a curated record